This is a messenger RNA of Pestalotiopsis fici W106-1, 2085 nucleotides long. RefSeq lists its product as uncharacterized. NCBI's taxonomy places the organism in Eukaryota, Fungi, Ascomycota, Sordariomycetes, Amphisphaeriales, Sporocadaceae. Gene Ontology annotation, molecular function: nucleic acid binding; ATP binding; RNA helicase activity. The record is from RefSeq and is a predicted model, not a curated record. The coding region runs from base 1 to 2085 and encodes 694 amino acids. The transcript has a single exon. Gene Ontology annotation, cellular component: 90S preribosome. Gene Ontology annotation, biological process: maturation of SSU-rRNA.
AUGGAUUUGCUCAAGAUCUUGUCGCGUGGAACAAAAAAGACCACCAACUCGGUCAGCGCUCCCCCGCCGAGCUCGAAACCCGCGAACCCUCAACUAUACCACGAUCCUACUCGCGGUUUGAAGAGAAAGCGCAAUGAAGAGGCACUAGAUGUCGCAACGACGGACGAUGCGCACGAGUUCGACUUCUUUGCCGCACCCGAUCCUGUCGAAACCAGAGCCAAGGAGACAGAGCAGCCAAAGGCAACCAAGCCGCAGCCAAAGACGGAAGAGGUCCAGCUUCUCGACCAGGAUGAAGUGCGCCAAGUUUUACGGUCGCAUAGGCUAAAAUUCACCCUGCUCUCAAAGCACGAAGAGGCAAAACUCAAGGUCAAAAAGUCCAAGAAGAAGGAACAACCAAAGCCAAAGAGCAAGGACGCCAAAUUGUCGCUAUACCCCCAACCGUUGACCUCGUUUACCGAUCUUCGAAACGCCUACAAGAUAUCCCCAAGACUAGUCGAGAACCUGGCCAAACAGGGCUUCAGGUUGCCAACUGAGGUUCAGCUUGGUAGUCUACCAUUGCUGAUUGAUCCCAAGACCGCCUUGAAGAACUCUGAGAGCGAUAGCGUAAAGCUCGGCGAUGAUGAAGCAAUCAAUUUUCUGGCAGUUGCACCUACUGGCAGUGGUAAAACACUUUCCUUCCUGAUUCCGACCGUCAAUGCCAUCCUCAAGAGACGAGCGGGAUCCGGAAAGCCAGAGGGUCAUGUAUUGGAGGCCUUGGUCAUAGCGCCAACUCGAGAAUUGGCACACCAGAUUGUCCGUGAAGGCCAAAAGCUGGCGGCUGGAACAGGCGUCAAGAUUGUGGGCUUCAAGAAGGGCAUGCGCCUGCCCACGGAGGACGGUGUUGAGAAUCUAGACGAGGACAGCAACGAAGAUGGGGACGAUUCUGCAGCAUCCGAGGACGACGAGGAAAGCGACGCAAGUGAAACUCCGAAAUCAGAUGGCCCAAUCACAAAGGCAGACAUAAUAGUAACAACUCCAAUGUUGCUGCUGAACUUUUUGACCAAGAAGGGAUCGGCGAGGAAAACACUACCUCACGUGCGGUCUAUUAUUCUGGACGAAGGUGAUGUUCUUCUAGACGAGCUGUUCAGGGACCAGACGAUGGGUAUCGUUAGCUGCUGCACGAACGAGUCUUUGCGGUUCUCAUGUUGGUCAGCUACAAUGGGCUCAAAUAUCGAGGCGCUGUUACUUGAAAAGUUUGGUCAAACAGAGUCGGCAUCUGUAGUACCGCUCGUGCGCCUGGUGGUCGGUUUGAAGGAUACGGCAGUGCCUAGUGUGAACCAUCAUCUCAUUUACACCGGUGAUAACGAGCGAGGCAAACUCUACACCCUUCGUCAAUUGCUACACCCCAACUCCAGCAACUCGUCGACAACUAUUCCGGAAAUGGGGCUCCCCUUUCUUGUAUUUGUGCAGACGGUUGAGCGAGCUUCAUCUUUGUAUGAGGAACUCAAGUUUGAAUUCCCUGCCGAGGCUGGCGGCUCCACACGAAUUGCCGCGUUGCAUUCCAACAUGUCCGAGUCCGCAAGAUCCAAGAUCAUUGCUAGGUUCCGGGCUAACGAGAUUUGGGUGCUCAUCACAACGGAUUUGUUGAUGCGAGGAAUCGACUUUCGUGGCGUUAAUGGAGUCAUCAACUUUGACUUGCCGACUUCGGCCGCUGCAUAUGUUCACCGAGUUGGCCGAACCGGUCGUGCCGGCCACGAGGGUGGCGUGGCCGUCACCUUUUACACCAAGGAAGACAUUCCAUUCCUCAAGAAUAUUGCCAAUGUCAUCUCAUUGAGUGAGAAACAAGCUGGAAAGGAGGAUGGCAUACCCAAAUGGCUGAUGGACGCCCUCCCCAAGGUGCAAAAGGAGGAUAAGAAGAAACUGAAAAAGAAGGGUGUAGAGUCUCGUAGAGGCAACAAGGCCGAAAUCACCACCAAGAGCGCCUGGGAGAAACGCAGAGAAAACAACCGAAAGGGGGCAAUUGCUGGAAGCAAGAAACGCAAGAUCGAGAACCGGGGAGAUGAUAGUGAUGGUGGUAACAGCGAAUGGGGUGGUUUAGAUGGCUAA